CAUUACUUUACUUGGUUCGAGAAUGGAUCAGUUGCAUGCAAAAGGAAAAGGGAAGGCACGCGAAGAGGAGGCCACGGAGUUGGCUACGUAUUUUGCAAAGUUCUCGGCAGCGUUGACACAGAUUGAGGAGGAAUUGACUCGAUGGAAGGGCUAUGAAGAGGAUUAUAGGGCUCUUAAAUCUACACUACUAGACUUGCCAAAGGAAACUACGCAUUCAGUUAUGGUUCCUAUCGGUAAUUUAGCCUUUAUGCCAGGAAAACUAGUGCAUACAAACGAAAUUCUUGUCAUGCUUGGAGAUAAUUGGUUUGUAGAUCGGUCUGCCGUUCAGGCUGCCGAAAUUGUGGACAGGCGAAUAGAAUUUGUCCAUGAAAAUCUUGCAAAGCUACAGGCACAGGAGGAGCAAAUUCGAUCAAAGAGUGGAAUAGCCCCGGGACUGUUAGGUGGUCAAGAAUAUAACGAAGAAGGUCUUCCCAUUGUCGAGAUCACGGAACCUUAUUUCUCAGAUGAUGAAGAAAACAAAGAUGAAAAAUCAAAACAGCCAGCUCUCUUGCCCUUCUCUCAAAAAACACCUGAGGAACAAGCUGAAGAUCGAGCAAUUUUGGAUAGAAUUGCAGAACUUGAACGUGAGGAUGAAGAGAGAGAACGUCGCAGAGAGGCUGGGGAGAUUGUGACAUCAGAAGAGGAGACAGAUUCAGAUGAUAAUGGCCUUCCAAUAGAAUACGACGAUGAAGAUAGCGCAGAUGAAUUUAGACCAAAAGGGCUCGAUUCUGAUGAAGAAUACGAGGAAGAGGUUUGGGAGCAUUCUGAUGAUGAGGAUGAGGAAGAUGCUUAUGAGGGUACAUCUAGAAAGCCUGGAGAAAAAGCUGUUCGUUUUGCAGAUCAAGUCGCUAAGGCUAUAAAGUCAAAAUCAAACUCAAAGUCAACUCUCGUAGCACCACCAUCAGUAUCAGCUCCUACCACAACAAGCCCUUCAGCAACGAAGGCCAAAUCGCCUUCAGAUCUAAUCAAUCAGAUGAAAGCAAAGCAGCAAGCUGUUAGGUCAGCUGCCACAUCGGAGCAAAUUGUAAACAUGGCUAAUUUGGAGUCUACAUUUGCCAACUUGACAACCGUCCCACCCAGUGUCAAAGCACCAGUUUUUGAGGAGAAAAAUAAGCCUGAACCAGCACCCCUCAAAUCCGCAUUGAAACCACCACCAAAAAAGACAUCAUUGUUCAAGCAGAUGCGAGCUGAAGCAGAAGAAAAGACAAAAAACACCCCCGUCCUUGUAGAGUCUAUCGAUGUUGCUCAGGAUAUCCCGCCUAAGAAACUAUCAAAAUUUGCCAGAGAUCGUGCAGCUGCAGGGAAAUCAACUUCGGCUAAUACUACAUUGGCCAAGCCGGCAGUAAUGGGAGCAUCGGAGAAUGUAUCCGAGAAAAAUGUUGUCGAGCUGCCAGUGUCGCCAUUAGCACAAGCUAAGAACAAAAUGAACAUCCCUGAAGCCUCUGAGGUUGUCGAGCGGAAUGUAUCACCAGCAAUACCUUCUAUCUCCGAGUCUCGCCUUCUCUCGAAAGCAAUGGUUAGUGAAGUUAAGGAAGCUACACCUGGCAAAUCAUCCAUCUCUAACCUCACUACCCAAGGAUUUGAAGAGCCGCUACCAAGUCGCAGAAAGCCUUCCUUAUUUCGUCGACAACAGCAGAAUCAAGCAAUAAACCACUUGGAACCAGAGCCAGCAGUGCCAGAGGCUAGCUUCGUGGACCCUGACGACGAUAAUGAUAUCAAGGAAUAUCGAUCUGUUAAGGCUAUCCCCACUGUAGUGUCAGCCCGAUCGAUUUCAUCAUCUGCCUCUAAAGAGCCUGUUACAAGCCCUUCAGAGCCAAAAUCUGAAAAUGAUGUGGGCCCGAUUAUACCUGCUGAUCCAGCAAAACGUAUCAUCCCUGUCGCUGCCAGCUCGAAACUAAGAGAUACUUCUUUAAUGAAAGGCGCUGUAGUGGAACAUGAGGAGUUUGAGCCAGUGGAUGAAGAUGAGCUCGAGGAUGAUAUGCUAAUGCGUCAGGUACUUUGUGAAGAAAAGGAGGCACAAAAAAAAAAAACGCCUUUUUUGACUAACUCCUUCCGUUGUCUUUUGUAAUGUUCUAGGUAGUCACUGAAUAUCAAGAGCGCAGACAAGCUAUGAUUGCCAAACACGGUGCUUUCAAUCGUGAGG
Lobosporangium transversale is the source of this 2182-nucleotide messenger RNA. RefSeq lists its product as hypothetical. The record is from RefSeq and is a predicted model, not a curated record. Bases 23 to 2107 code for a protein of 694 amino acids. Gene Ontology annotation, molecular function: phosphatase inhibitor activity; chromatin binding; transcription corepressor activity. The transcript is spliced from 4 exons. NCBI's taxonomy places the organism in Eukaryota, Fungi, Mortierellomycota, Mortierellomycetes, Mortierellales, Mortierellaceae. Gene Ontology annotation, biological process: negative regulation of phosphatase activity; negative regulation of transcription by RNA polymerase II.